Molecule: messenger RNA, 573 nt
Organism: Exophiala bonariae
Lineage: Eukaryota; Fungi; Ascomycota; Eurotiomycetes; Chaetothyriales; Herpotrichiellaceae
Exons: 2
Coding region: 1-573 (190 amino acids)
Cellular component (GO): membrane
Molecular function (GO): transmembrane transporter activity
Source: RefSeq, a predicted model, not a curated record
AUGGCCUCAACCAAUGCUCAACUUACAUCCGCCCCACCUUAUGUGGCGGCCGCCAUCUCUGCUAUUGUUUUCGCAAAACUGUCAGAUCGCUUCUACUGGCGCAUGCCUUUCGUGGUCAUACCGAUGGGCAUCGUUACUAUUGCUUAUAGCGUCAUAAUCUCGCUCAAUGGCGCUCUUGCGGCAAAGAAAGGAGUGGCUUAUUUCGCUAUAGUCUUGGCAGUCGUUGGUAUCUAUCCCAUCCAAGCUGCGGCCGCCUCCUGGAAUGCCAAUAACAUUGCACCGGCUUCUCGAAGGAAUAUAGGAAUCGCCAUGAUGAAUGCCUGCGGCAAUGUCGGUGGUAUUGUGGGCAGUUACAUGUACCUCGAAAGUGAGAAGCCAAAGUACUACACCGGCUUUGGUCUCAGUUUGGCCUUUGGCGCCACCGGCAUGGUUGUUGCAUUGCUGCUUGAGUGGAGCUUCAAGAUCACUAAUGCGAGAAAGGCCAGGAUUGCUGACGAGGCCAGACUCAAGUACACCGAAGAUGAGCUCUUUGAUAUGGGAGACAAGUCUCCUCUCUUCAAGCAUGUCCUAUAA